AUGCCAUCCAGAACUAUCUCUCUGAUUUCAUCGCGCAAAAGUGCCUCCCAGAGAUCGCAGUUCGCUAUAUUUGUACCAAAUGCGUCAAAUGCAGACGAAGGGACUCUGAUUCAAGCCGCAGGGGCUCCGAUGACAGGAUAUGCUCUGGAGUUCAAGCGGAACUACUGCCCAGAAGAUGGAGAAGAAGAAUUCACUGUGUUUCCUAUCGGCGAAACUGACUCGGCCCAUAUCGUCGAUUCUCCUCCAGGAGUUAAAAGCACAGAUCGAAGUCCGCAGGGGGAUCUGGAAACUGCUGCGGCUGAGAUAUCGACCCCUGGGGUCUGUGAGAACUUCCUUGCACCUGUGACAGAUUUCAACAACAAGCAGUCUCAGGAGUGGACGAUGGAAUAUAUUCGCCAUCUCGUGAGCAAAAGACUGAUUGACUCCGACGCAAUUCGAAUAGUACAAUCCAAACGUGAUCCACCAAGCCAUGGUGUGGGGCUUCAAUCUAUGCUUCGUGGUGGAAGUUAA
Molecule: messenger RNA, 510 nt
Organism: Penicillium chermesinum
Lineage: Eukaryota; Fungi; Ascomycota; Eurotiomycetes; Eurotiales; Aspergillaceae
Exons: 2
Coding region: 1-510 (169 amino acids)
Source: RefSeq, a predicted model, not a curated record